GUCCGCGGCUCGAGCGGGCUCCUGUGCGCUGGGGGCUGCGCUGUGCAUGGCGUUCGUCAUCAUCUUCGGAAUCCUCGCUGUCGUCAACAGGUUAAUCGUGAUCGCGCCUCCAGACGUGUGCACCGCAGCGGAGUGCGUGGAGGCAGCGGCCGCGGUGAUGCAGAAGCUGGACUGGAGCGUGGAUCCGUGCGACGACUUCUUCCGCUUCUCGUGCGCGGGCUGGGUGCGCGCCAACCCCAUCCCCGAGGACGCCUCCACCCACGGCACCUACUCGCACGUGCGCAAGCAGGUGGACCUGAAGCUCAAGGAACUUCUGGAGAGGGGUGGCGACGAGCACACGGAGCUGGAGGCCAUCAGACGGGCGAAGGUUAUGUACCGGUCCUGCAUGAACGAGUCCCUCAUCGAGGAUCUGGACACUGCACCGCUACUGCAGCUGUUGUCCCACCCAAUGCUGCGCUGGCCGGUCCUGAGCUCGACCGUCGGAUGUGGCGACUCAAGCGGGGGGCUCGCUCCAUGCCCCCACCAAGAGCCCUCCGCAGAGGCGGCGCCGUGGGACGCGGGCGCCUUCGACCUGAGGGAGACGCUGGCCGUGUUGAGCAGAAACUUCAGCCACUCCAUUCUCAUGUCCCUGCACCUGGGCACCGACGACAAGAGCUCGGCGCACUACAUCCUGAAGUUUGACCAGGCUUCGCUGAUCCUUCCAGCCAGAGAGGACUACACCACCAACAGCACGCAGGCAGUCACUCACCGCCAGGCGCUGCUGCGCCUCCUGGUCGACAUCGCCCUGAUGCUGGGAGCCGAGUCGCGCACCGCGCACGAGGACAUGGCCGCCAUCCUCAACUUCGAAGUGCAGUUGGCAAACAUUUUGGUCCCGAGGGAGAAUCGCACAAGCGAGGCUCUCUACAACCGCUACACGGUGGCCGAACUGCAGAACCUGCUCCCGCAGUUCGAUUGGCUGCGCUUCAUGAAGGCUGCGAUCGACACGCAGGAGAGGCACCCGGAGCUCAACGCCCUCAACUCCUCCGAGCCAGUCCUCGUCGGCGUGCCGACCUACUUCCAGAGCCUCUUUGAGCUGCUGGGACACACAGACACGCGUGUUGUGGCGAAUUACGUGGUAGGACGGCUCGUGAUGAACAGGGUGCGCAGUCUGAGCCAGAGGUUCCUGCAGAGACACCUGCAGUUCCACCAGGUGGUGAUCGGCACGCGCGCGGUGCAGGCGCGCUGGGACUUGUGCGUGAACCUGGUGGAGGCCAUGAUGCCCAGCGCCGCAGGACGACUCUUUGUGGAUGCCCAUUUCCAAGAGGAGAAGAAGGAGCUGAUGGAGAAGCUGGUCGAUGGGAUUCGCUGGGCGUUUGUGGACAUGCUGGAGACCGAGAACACCUGGAUGGAUGUGCCCACCAAGCAGAAGGCAACUGACAAGGCUGAUGCAGUGUUGGCCAGGGUGGGAUAUCCAGACUACAUCAAGAAUAAUACGUACAUCAAUGAAGAAGUCAAAAUGCUGCGCUUGAGGGAGGAUGAUUACUUUGGGAACGUGCUGCAGCUGCUGCAGAACAUGGCUCAGCACGACUUCCACUGGCUGCGCAGACGCGUCUCAAAGACAGAGUGGUACACCAACCCCACGACUGUGAACGCCUUCUACAGCGCCACGACCAACCAGAUCCUGUUUCCGGCAGGAGAAUUGCAGAAGCCCUUUUUCUGGGGAGACAAAUACCCUAUGUCUCUGAGCUACGGUGCCAUCGGAGUCAUCGUGGGACACGAAUUCACUCACGGCUUCGACAGCAAUGGAAGGAAAUACGACAAACAUGGCAACCUGCACCAAUGGUGGAGCAACGCAUCGAUUGCGCACUUCUCUGAGAAGGCGCAGUGCAUGAUCGAGCAGUACAACAACUACUACUGGAAGGAAGCGCAGCUGCCUCUCAAGGGCAAGAGGACACUGGGAGAGAACAUCGCCGACAGUGGGGGAGUUCGAGAAGCCUUCAGGGCGUAUAGGAAAUGGAUCAAGGACAGCCGGGGUGGGCAGGAGGAGCCUCUGCUACCUGGACUCAACCUGACCCACAACCAGCUGUUCUUCAUCAGUUACGCACAUGUGCGGUGCCAAGCACACCGGCCUGGGGAAGCCAGGCAGAUGGUGCUCGUCGGGGCUCACAGCCCUCCGGAGUUCAGAGUCCUGGGAUCGAUGAGUAACUUUCCGGAGUUUGCCCGCGCGUUCCACUGUGCGGAAGGCAGCACGAUGAACCGUGGCAAGCAGGCGUGCCGCGUCUGGUGAAGCAAGCGCGGGACCGGUCCCCCAUCCCCUAGGGACUGCACGGACAUUUCCAGCCGAUAAGGAGCGCGUGAAUGGUGCCCCCCACGGAGGGCAACGGAGCGACUUGAACCCUCCGCAGGGAGCGCCUCGAUGGCUGGCGGGGCUCGUUCCUGGAGACUGCACGGAGCUCUGGGAUCCAGUGGAUCUGUGCUCUCACAUUCACACCACUCGGUGAUGAGUAAUCGUGGGUGUCAAAUUCACACAAUUUAAAAUCCACAUGCGGUGAUGGUUGAUACUUUUUCGCGCAAGUUUAUUACGAAUGAGUAAAUGCUUAAGUUACUUUUUAUCCAAAGACUGCAAUGCGAUAUAUGUGAACAGUCACCGCGUGCUUUAUAUCUGUUUUGUGCGAUAUUAAACGUUGUAAAAGUGAUUUUUAUUCUUUCGUCAACAGUAAAACAUUAUUGAUCAAUGCAAGAGUACAAGAUUUAGCAGAACAUUAAACCUCCAAUCUACUUAUAUUGGAAUGCUAUUGUGUUAAUACUCGUGUAAAACAUUUGAGAAUAAAUCAGAUUUAACCAAGGUUAAGUCAAUUAAUUAACAAUGAGAUACCCCUUUCAGAUGUUGUCAAUGGGCUUCUGCACAACGUGGACACAUUCCACACUUUAGCGAUGAGGGUAAU
Molecule: messenger RNA, 2924 nt
Organism: Lethenteron reissneri (Far Eastern brook lamprey)
Lineage: Eukaryota; Metazoa; Chordata; Hyperoartia; Petromyzontiformes; Petromyzontidae
Gene: PHEX
Product: phosphate regulating endopeptidase X-linked
Biological process (GO): protein processing
Cellular component (GO): plasma membrane
Molecular function (GO): metalloendopeptidase activity
Source: RefSeq, a predicted model, not a curated record